AUGAAGGUCAAUAGUUUCAUACGCGCUCUGGCGAUAUUCUCUGCCGGAGCUUGUGCAUGCAAACAGCUCACUCCCCAACGUGUAGCGGAUGAUAUCAAAGCAGAAGAUCUCGACAAGAUACUUCAAGCUUUAUACAAAAUUGCCCACGACAACAGCAAUAACCGGGCCUUUGGACUCCCAGGUUACAAGGCAUCGCUUGAUUUUGUUCUUUCUCGUUUGGGCGGCGGUAACCAUUUCGCUAUCACAGUUCAGCCAUUCAAGAAUCUCUUUUCCCAAACUCGAAAGAUUGUUUUGACAGGUCCCGAUGGAGAACACGUCGAUGUGGUCUCACUGCAGUACAAUCACGCCACUCCCCUACCCGACGGAGUAACAGCCUCUUUGGCCCUCAUCCCCAUAGACGAUGUUCGUGGCUCAGGCUGUUUCGAAGACCAAUGGAAAGACAUCGACGUCAAAGGGAAGGUUGCUUUGAUCAAGCGCGGGAAAUGCCAGUUUGCAAACAAGCUCAAAUUGGCCAAGGAUAACGGUGCUUCAGCAGCCAUCGUCUUCAAUGAUAAUCCCAACCAAACGGCGGGAUCCGGCUCCCUCGGAGCUGAGAACUUUGGUAAACUUGCACCUGCUGGUGUCGUCACGUACGACAAGGGAAAUUCUUGGGCCGAACGUCUUAAAGCAGGGGAGAACCUAGAGGUCAAUCUGACCAUCGAUGUCUUGACUGAAAAGCGCGAAACUUGGCAGAUCAUUGCAGAUACCAAGGCUGGUGAUUCUACUAGUGUUGUGAUGCUGGGUGCUCAUCUUGACUCUAUUCAAGAAGGCCCUGGCAUUAAUGAUAACGGAAGCGGUGUCGCCGCCCUACUCAGCAUCGCCGAGUCAGUCAAGAAGGAUGAGGCCAGCAAGAUACGAUUUUACUACAACUACGACAUGAUUGCCUCUCUACAGCCUUACUACAUCGUAUAUGCUGACUCCAAUGCACACAAAUCUGGCGCGAAAUAUCUCUAUGAGUUUCUAACUAAUAAAGGGUAUCCCGCUGAGUACACACCCUUUGGGGCGUCUUCAGACUAUGUGGGCUUCCUUGAACUUGGUAUUCCCACAUCCGGUAUCUUCACAGGCGCUGGUGUUCCGCAAGAUGCUUGCUAUCAUACUCCGUGUGAUGACAUCAAGAACAUCAACCAGGAAGCAUUCCUCGUCAAUGCUAAGGCUGCCGGCUACGCCGCUGCAAGUCUUGCCUUGAGUGUAGAUGAGGUACCUAUGCAUGAAAGCUCAACUGUCAACCCUUUGAGCAAGCGCGGAGUAGUAAGAAACCUGGUUCGGUGGGCGAAUGUUGCCCGAGGUGCAGAGAAGGUGCAUAGCUGUGGGAGUGAGAGGAAGGUCUUUAUGUGA
Fusarium oxysporum Fo47 is the source of this 1374-nucleotide messenger RNA. RefSeq lists its product as uncharacterized. Gene Ontology annotation, molecular function: metalloexopeptidase activity. The record is from RefSeq and is a predicted model, not a curated record. Gene Ontology annotation, biological process: proteolysis. The coding region runs from base 1 to 1374 and encodes 457 amino acids. The transcript is spliced from 4 exons. Lineage: Eukaryota; Fungi; Ascomycota; Sordariomycetes; Hypocreales; Nectriaceae.